This is a messenger RNA of Lactuca virosa, 447 nucleotides long. The record is from the annotation of a GenBank genome assembly. Lineage: Eukaryota; Viridiplantae; Streptophyta; Magnoliopsida; Asterales; Asteraceae.
AUGCAGACUUCUUCCUUCUUCAACCCGCUACCACUUCCCGGAGCUUGUUUCUCCGGCGCACUAUCCAAAGGGACUGUUAUCAAUCAUCAUAAUCGGCUGAUCAUAACAAUGGCAUUCAAGAAAGAUGGGCACAAUGGGAAGACGGUGGAUGAGAACAUGAUUGUAUUAAGAGAGAGAAUUCGGAAGUUGAAGGCGGAGAUGGAGAUGGAAUCCGGUGGUGGUGGUGGUGAUCGGUUGCCGGAUAAUUGGAUGGAGUGGGAGAAGAAGUAUACGUACAGCGGUGGGUACCAUUCGGAUAUUUAUGAAGGGAUAGCGAUGUUACAGCGGUUUUUAAUGGAGACCAGGCCGAGCGUGGCGUUGGGACUGGUGGCAGGUCUUGCAUUUAGUGGUUCGACGGUGGCGAUGGAGGUUUUAUGGUGGUUGAUGAACUCGUUUCUUGGAAAUUAG